This is a messenger RNA of Camellia sinensis, 2758 nucleotides long. The record is from RefSeq and is a predicted model, not a curated record. NCBI's taxonomy places the organism in Eukaryota, Viridiplantae, Streptophyta, Magnoliopsida, Ericales, Theaceae.
CAGCCCAUUGAAGCUUUGAAGAUGAAGGAAUUCGAUUUAUCCGAAAACAACUUGACAGGAACAAUUCCGGAUGAUUUUGGUGCACUAACAGAGUUGUCGCCUUUGUCUCUAUUUUCCAAUCAACUCUCGGGGGAGAUACCGGAAAGCAUUAGUCGCCUUCCGUCACUGACAUAUGUAACAUUGUCCAGCAACAAUCUCUCUGGAACAUUGCCACCGGACUUGGGGCAAUAUUCCAUUCUUCAGGGGUUUGAAGUCGCCCAGAACCAUUUCACCGGUAAGGUGCCGGAGUACUUGUGCGCUAAUGGUGGACUAAUAGGAAUUGCGGCAUAUGAUAACAAUUUGAGUGGUGAAUUGCCUAACUCACUUGGCAAUUGUUCGAGUUUGUUGAUUGUUCGGGUUAAUGGUAAUCGCCUUUCUGGCAGUAUUUCAGCUGGUCUCUGGACAUCAACCAAUCUGACAUUGUUGAUGCUUAGCGAUAACUCCUUUACCGGUCACCUUCCAAGAACACUUGCACCAAGUUUAUUACGACUCGAGAUCAGUAAUAACAAGUUUUCCGGUGAAAUCUCAACUGGGUUGUCUUCUUGGAAGCAUUUAACAGUGUUCAGUGCAAGUAACAACCUCUUUGUUGGUACGAUUCCCCAAGAAUUGACAACACUUUCUCAAUUGACAACUCUGCUGCUCGAUGGGAAUCUACUUUCCGGUCAUCUUCCAUCAGAUAUUGUCUCAUGGAAGUGGCUGACCACUCUGAAUCUCAGUCGAAACCAACUCUCGGGUUCAAUUCCUGCCAAACUUGGUUCUUUACCAAGCCUCACUGUUUUGGACUUGUCAAGGAAUGCGUUCUCAGGUCAAAUUCCAACUCAGAUUGGCCUUUUAAAGCUAACUUCCCUCAAUUUGUCUUCCAACUGUCUCACUGGAAGAAUCCCAUCUGAGUUUGAAAAUACUUUUUUCAAUGCCAGCUUCUUGAACAACACCGGUCUUUGUGCAAGUAAUCCAUCACUCGGCCUUGAGAUCUGCUCUUCUAGAUUUGAAAACUCGAGCAAAUUAUUCUCCAGGCUUCUCGCUAUAAUCAUAGGUAUAGCAACAGUCUUACUUGCAUCAGCUAUGCUACUCACAUUCUUCCUAAUUAAAACCAAGGGCCGCGAAUCGGAUUCCAAGUGGGAGUUCACUUACUACCAGAAAUUGAAUUUGAGUUUCAAAGAGUCAGACAUUUUGUCAAAUUUGACUGAAAAUAAUGUGAUCGGAAGUGGUGGGUCGGGAAAAUUAUAUCGUGUUGAGUUGAACUGUUCAAGUGAAAUUGUAGCAGUUAAGAGGAUUCAGAAUAUCAAGUUGGAUCAAAAGCUGGAGAAGCAAUUCCUAGCAGAAGUUGAGAUAUUGGGCACAAUUCACCAUUCCAACGUAGUGAAUUUGUUGAGUUGCAUUUCUAGUGAGACUACAAAACUUAUUGUUUAUGAGUAUUUGGGAAACCAUAGCUUGGAUAGUUGGCUCCAUGGAAAAAAGAGGCAAAGCAUAUCGGAUUCAGACCUCGGUGUUGUCUUGGACUGGCCUAAGCGGUUGAAAAUUGCCGUGGGAGCUGCCCGAGGGCUAUGCUACAUGCACCAUGAUUGCAAACCUUCAGUAAUUCACCGAGAUGUGAAAUCGAGCAAUAUUUUGUUGGAUUCUCAGUUCAAUGCAAAAGUUGGAGAUUUUGGCCUAGCCAAGAUAUUGGUAAAGCAUGGAGGGCCUAAUACGAUGUCAACUGUGAUUGGCUCUUUUGGCUACAUUGCUCCAGAGUAUGCUAGGACAAGCAAAGUGAAUGAGAAGAUUGAUGUCUAUAGCUUCGGUGUUGUCCUUCUAGAACUAGUUACUGGUAAGAAAGCCAACGAUGAAAAUGAAGGUAUGUGCCUUGCCGAUUGGGCAUUUCAAUAUUACAAUCAAGAAGGCAGGCACAUAGUUGAUGCCCUGGAUGAGAAGAUUAAAGAACUUCAUUACUUGUAUGAAAUGGCUUGCGUUUUCGAGCUUGGGAUCAUUUGCACUAGCCCACUUCCCUCGAAUAGGCCUAGCAUGAGGCAGGUUUUACAAAUCUUGCUCAAUUGCAGCCAUCAAUCGGGAUUUGGAGGGGGGUAAUGUUGGGAGUGAGAAUGACUGCUGUUCUGACUUCUCUGAUGAUUUUAGGCAGGGGAGCAUUUUUUAAGGUGAGGAUGGAAGUUUAUUUUCCAUUGUUUAGUUACUCUUUUCAUUCUUGACUAUUGCAUAAGCAUUCGCAAUUACUACCACAAGAAAGCCGCCCCCUAUCUCUAAAGGGGCUCAUCACUUCGUCUGUAGACUGCAGUCUACCUUAGUGAUUCCUCUUGUAUACUCAACUUGUUUGGUGCCCUUCACCGGUUUAUUCCUUCCUUGAGUAGAGCGGCAAUGUGGCAGGACCGCCCUUGUAAAACAAAUCAAGUUGCUCAUUCUAGGCUUGUGAAAACCUAUUUCAAGAUCAACUCACUAUGCAAAUUUUUGAAGAAAUUAUAAAAAGAAUUUCAGAAUUGGAGCCCUACAAUAAAAUAAAUUCUAAAUUUUUAAUUUUGUCAAUUUAAACCUUAAUAUUGUAAUUUUUUUUCCGUCUAAAUUAUUUGCAUAUUUUUGUUAGGUAAAAGCGAUUACAAAUGACAUUUUUAGUUAUUAAACUCAAUAAAAAAUAGUAUUUAAGACAUCUUCCAUGUACCUAUAUUGAGCAUAAUAACUAAAAUAUUAUUUUUCCGUUACUUUUAUUUAAUGAAAAUAUGCAAAUGAUUUA